Molecule: messenger RNA, 1854 nt
Organism: Brenthis ino (lesser marbled fritillary)
Lineage: Eukaryota; Metazoa; Arthropoda; Insecta; Lepidoptera; Nymphalidae
Source: the annotation of a GenBank genome assembly
AUGUUGAAAUCUUUAGACUUUUUGAAAAAAUCACUAAAAUUAUUAGGGCCUUAUAAAUCAUCCUGUUACACUUAUUCUGCAAACAGUAUUAGAAAAAUGUCUUCUACAACAAGUAUUCCUAUUGUAGACAUUGAUCCUACAGGAGUUUUCAAAUAUAUAUUAUUAAAUGUUUAUGAUAAAGCUAAAAAUGAAGCAGAACCCCAAAUGGUAAUUGUUAGGGGUUAUAAAAGAUGCAACUACCAUUCUGACAUUUAUGAUGAGGUACAAGAAAAACUCUCUCCACUUGACUGUGAACCUUUAGGGGGAGGAAGGAUUUCUCAUGAUCCUGAUAAUAAAAAGAUACACAUUUAUGGAUAUUCUCAAGGAUAUGGAAAAGCAGAGCAUGAAGUUACAGCUAAACUAGUUAAAGAUGCCUAUCCUAGCUACACUAUUUCAAUCAGUGAUGAAGGGACCUAUAGUAAUAAAAAUAUAUUUGUUAUGGCUAAUUUUACAACUGAUGGAAAAUUAUGUAUCGAAAGGGAACUAGAAGUAACAAAAACGAAGGAAUAUGAAUUUGAUGACCUAAUUUCACAUUUCAAUAUUAUUGAUACUUGCAAAUGGAUAACAGAUAAUAAUCAUGCUAAGGUAUGUCUUCAGUUUCCUGAUGACUUAUUAGAAGUAAGUGCUGCAAUAUAUGAGCACAUUAAAGUAAGGACAAAUGCCGAUCUUUACAUUCUUGGUGAUACAUCCUAUGCCAGCUGUUGUGUAGACUCUGUAGCAGCCAUGCAUGUACAGGGGGAUGCUAUAAUACACUAUGGGCACAGUUGUUUCACUAAGACAGACAUACCAGUUUUUACUGUACUGCCAAAGAAACAGCUAAAUACUGAUGUGUUAAGGAAGAUAAUCCAAGAAACUUUGAUUAACCAAACUGAAAAAAGUUGCCUUUUUUAUGAUUCAGCAUAUGAACAUUGCAAAGACAACAUAUCAAGCAUAUGGUUCAAACAUAAUCCACAAAGUUAUAUAGCAUAUAUAAAUAUUGAAGAAACUGAAAACAGAUUUUUUGGAAGAAUAAUCAAAAAUGAAAGAGGCGAUGAAUUGACCAUGGAUUGCUUAAAAGAUUGUAAUUGUUUUUACUUAGGAGCAAAAGGACAGACAUUGUUUAAUUUUACAGUGUCUAUUCCAGCUUCUAAAUGGUACCUUUUAAAUGUAGAAGAAAAUAAAAUUGAAAGUCUUGAAGAAACUGUGUGGUUCAAAAGAAGACGGUUUCUGGUAGAAAAAUGCAAAGAUGCCAAUGUGAUUGGGAUACUUGUGUGUAAGCUGGCAGGAGAUCAAACUAAAGAUAUUAUAAGUCGAAUGAAAGAAUUGUGUAAAGUCAAUGGGAAAAAAAGUUAUAUAGUUUCUGUUGGAAAGCCAAAUGUUGCUAAACUAGCAAAUUUCCCAGAGAUUGACAUAUAUGUAAUGAUAGCCUGCCCGGAAAAUGAGUUGUACAAUAACAGAGAUUUCUACAAACCUAUAGUAUAUCCCUUUGAAUUGGAAAUUGCAUUAAAUUCUAACAGAGAACAGUAUUAUGAUUACCAUGUAACAGAUUACGAUGACCUUUUGCCCGGUAAGAGGCGUUAUUGUGAAAUUGACCACAUUAAAGAAGCUACCGAUGUCAGUCUCAUAACUGGUAAUAUACGAGAAACUAAAAUUCAUAGUUGUGUAGAGGGCAGCUCUGAAUUAGCAGAGAAACAAAAUUGGGCGUUAGAAAACAUAGGCCAAAAUCUACAAAACAGGUCAUGGAGGGGUUUAGAACAAAAACUAGGAGAAACUGAUGUCAAAGAAGCUGAAGAGGGCAGGAAGGGUAUACCCCUACAAUACAGUAAUGAGCCAGAG